Vicugna pacos (alpaca) is the source of this 1518-nucleotide messenger RNA. Lineage: Eukaryota; Metazoa; Chordata; Mammalia; Artiodactyla; Camelidae. The record is from RefSeq and is a predicted model, not a curated record.
CACUGCACCCAGUCUCGAAGACAUCACUCCCUCUCCACGCCUAACAAAUUCACCCAAGGGCUCCGGCCAGACCAACGCCACUUCCGCUCUCCUCUCCGCUCCCGGAUGUGGAGUCGGCGCCGCGAGUUCGGUCUCGCCAGAGCUGCCACGCUGCCUUCGCCUGAUGUGGACUUGUACAGGAGCAGGAGACUGGGAAGACCCAGAAUGGAAAUCUACUGUAGAGGAGCCCCGCCUGGAUGUCAAACGGAUGCCUCAGUGCCUCCCAGCGGACUCGGUGGGGACAUGGCUUCACUGAUGCCCCUCUCCCCAUAUCUAAGCCCCACGGUCCUCCUGCUGGUCAGCUGUGACCUGGGCUUUGUGCGAGCAGACCGGCCUCCAUCUCCUGUGAAUGUGACAGUCACUCACCUCAGAGCCAACUCGGCUACUGUGUCCUGGGACGUCCCAGAAGGCAACAUCGUCAUUGGCUACUCCAUUUCCCAGCAACGACAGAAUGGCCCUGGGCAACGUGUGAUCCGGGAGGUAAACACCACCACUCGGGCCUGUGCCCUCUGGGGCCUGGCUGAAGACAGUGACUACACAGUGCAGGUCAGAAGCAUCGGCCUUCGAGGAGAAAGCCCCCCAGGGCCCCGGGUGCACUUCCGAACUCUCAAGGGUUCUGACCGGCUACCCUCAAACAGCUCAAGCCCAGGUGACAUCACAGUUGAGGGUCUGGACGGAGAGCGACCACUGCAGACAGGAGAAGUGGUCAUCAUUGUGGUCGUGUUGCUCAUGUGGGCUGCUGUGAUUGGGCUAUUCUGCCGUCAGUAUGACAUCAUCAAGGACAACGACUCCAACAACAACCCCAAGGAGAAGGGGAAGGGGCCGGAACACAGUCCUCAGGGGAGGCCAGUGGGGACAAGACAGAAAAAGUCACCAUCUAUUAACACCAUCGACGUAUGAGUGAAGAAACAGAACCAGAAGACAGAUGCACUAACAACCUGGGGAUGGGAAUGGGGUCAGGGAGAGCCUAAGAUGGUGAUCUACCCAAGACUGAAGGAUCCCACAAUCUCCCAGAGGGUAAUGACACUCCCACAAUCUCAGGCCUGGUAUCCAUCCUCUUUGCACUGUGAGCAGGGCCAGAAGGUAGGUCUGUCAGGGUCUGUGCCCCUGGACCUGGGGAGUGGACAUCAGGUGGGAUAUGUCCUUCCAUCCCCCAGGUCCAGGGGAGAGUCACUUGUUUAACUUUAUCCCAUUAGGUCCCAAAUGGGGCCCUCAUUUCACCUGCAUCAGGACUCUCAGCAUCCCCAGCUGCCCCUACAUCUUGCCUCUGGGUCUCAGAGAGGAGUGUUUCUGUGGGUACUCCCCCUCCCCCAGCAAAUAAAAGGAAUUGUCUGGGCCUGGAGGCAGAUGCUGCACUGCACUACUCCAAUGUCUUCCAUGGAGCCUCAGGUGCUCCCCCUCUCACCUGGCAGCCUUUCCAGCUGCUGGUGAUCUCACCCCUUGGACAUUUUUCCAAUAAAGUUUCUUGGACAAACUGGA